Messenger RNA from Nelumbo nucifera (sacred lotus), 1069 nucleotides. RefSeq lists its product as uncharacterized. The record is from RefSeq and is a predicted model, not a curated record. NCBI's taxonomy places the organism in Eukaryota, Viridiplantae, Streptophyta, Magnoliopsida, Proteales, Nelumbonaceae.
CUGGAUGUUUUUGACCAUUUGAUCUGUGUUGUUCCACAAACCACAAUGUUACUCCUAAUACCGUGUGGAGUUCGAAACGACAAUUCACCGUUGAGCCGAUCUCUCAUCCUUCUCCGACAUCAGACUUGACAUAGCACCAGUGAAGGCAUCAGGUGACAGAUAGACUCCACUGUCACUGUAACUCAGCGGAAGAAGCCUUUCUCUCUGUACUUCUUGUUCUCGCCUCUCAGUUUCUCAGUUGCACUUGAUGGUCCACUGAGUAAAACCCAAAAGCGGAAGCGUUUCUCUUUGGCAAUUAACAGGGUUUCAUAACUAAUCAUGAGGCUUUUUGAUGGGUGGAGAACUUUUCGAAGAAUACCUUACGAAGAAUGGACGGCCAUUCUAAGGAUACCUUACGAUGAGUGGAAAGCUAUUCUAAGGAUACAGAAAUUCCGGAGGAUCGUGUCCUACACUGGAUUCUAUUGCUUCGUUUCCUUAUUGAGCUAUGCCUAUACAAACAAUACAACAAGAGCCGGAAUUUCCAGGGGUGAUCAAUUCUAUGCUUCUUUUCCGGCAGGAACUGAACUACUAACUGACACUGCCAAGUUGUAUAAAGCUGCGCUUGGUUAUUGUUUUGAAGCGGAGGAAUGGGGCCCAAUUGAAUUUGCCGUCAUGGCUAAACACUUUGAUCGCCAAGGAAAGGCACCUUAUGCUUACCACUCUCAAUACAUGGCGCAUCUUCUUUCUCAUGGGCAGCUUGAUGGAAGUGGCUAGUGGAGGUGAAGUGCCAAUAAUCCACUGCACCCAUGUGAAGAUACUAUGGCAGUGAUUACAUAUGCAAUGGAAAUCUUUUAACAACCUUUUUGAAGCUAUGUAAUUCUGAAAGGGGAGCAGCUACUAUCAUUUGAUCUCAUCUUGGGACUCCUUCCUUGUUCUCCAUCUGAACCACUUGUUAUUUUAAGUGAUGUGUGCCAAUUCUGUUACCCAUUUUAUAAUUUUUAAAGAAAUUUAAAUAGGAAUUUACUAUUUGAUGGAGCUUCUGUGUUUAGUUCAAUUCAUUGUGCAGCAUGCAGAUUAAUGCUUUGAAUAA